This is a messenger RNA of Gopherus evgoodei (Goodes thornscrub tortoise), 1463 nucleotides long. It is a transcript of the gene DNAAF19, whose product is annotated as coiled-coil domain containing 103. Lineage: Eukaryota; Metazoa; Chordata; Testudines; Testudinidae. The record is from RefSeq and is a predicted model, not a curated record. Gene Ontology annotation, biological process: epithelial cilium movement involved in extracellular fluid movement; inner dynein arm assembly; determination of left/right symmetry. Gene Ontology annotation, cellular component: outer dynein arm. The transcript has 4 exons. The coding region runs from base 121 to 897 and encodes 258 amino acids.
GCGGAGCAGCCGCCGCCGUGGUCCCAUCGCAGCCGCCCACGGGGCGCUCGGGAAAUCCCGUGGCUGGCGGCACCGUGGGGAUCGCAGUGCCGGGGUCAGUGGCUAGCGCAGGUUUUUGAAAUGGAGGAAACUGGAGCAAUAGAUUUUUGUGCUUUAGAGAGAGAACUGCAGGCUGCAGUUGCUGCUGAUGAAAAGUAUCAAAGAGAAAAUGAUGCCAAGUUCCGAGCCGUUCAUCAGAAGGUGGCAUCCUAUGAAGAAUUCAGGGAUAUUGUGCUGGCAUCACACCUGAAACCGCUAGAGAAAAAGGACAAAAUGGGAAAAAAGAAAAACCUUCUGUGGAAUUCCUAUGCUACCCAAGCUAACGGCAAGCAGGACAGAGAGAUGGAGCUAGCCCAGGGAUGGGAUGGACUCCCUGAAACGUCUGCAGACUUUUACAGAUAUUGGCGCAGAUGCUUGAAAAGUGGACAGGAAAAAUACCAGUUACUGUUUCAGCUCGGCGGCAAGGGCCUGGGCAGAAUCUUUCAAGCUGAUGUUGGCUUUGGUCUCCUGGGUGAAUUUCUUGUGGUGUUGGCCGAGCAUUCCUGUAGGGAAGACAGAGAAGCUGUCCUUCAGAUAUUACAGAGCCUUUGUGGGACCAAGCGCUUUGGACUAAAUGUGGCUCUCCUGAGCCAGGUGGAGAAGGAUAGCUGCAGGGACUUGUUUGGGAAACUGCAGAGUAUGGGCAGGAAUUGUGGUGCUGAUGGCCUUCCUGAGGGCACAGCUGAAGCAGGUACAGCUGCUUUACAGGAAGAGGAGAAUGAGGCUGAGAGAGAAACCCAUCUGAGGGGAGCUGGCCAGCGAAAGGAGGCAGAUGACAAACUAAUUAAAGAGCUGGUGAAAUGUUACCUUGUUAGCUGAAGGAGCACAGGCUUUCCCUGCAGCUCACACUCCACCAGGGUUACUAGGAACUGAGGGCCAGGAGGGACCCUUCCUGUACUGCUCUGUCAUCAAAGAUGGAGGGACAGUGAGAGCCCCUUUUCUACAGAAAGUUGUUGAUUGAGUUUUACUUUGUACCUGCUUCACCUGCCUGGUACAAAUAAAUAUUAGUCACCAAAAGGAUUUUACUGGGGGAGGGGCCGUCACACAGGAGGCAACACUUGCUGUGAAUCAGUAGAACAGUAUUGAAUAUACUGUUUAGGGAUGGGGAAAAAAUCACUCUAGUAUUAGUGGGAAAAGAUUAAUUCACCUCUUUUCUUUUCUCUGGCUCCCUGUUCUUGGUCAACCCGGGAUUUUAGAAACAUAAGCAGCUGUAUUAUAAUAGUGAAACAGGUAACAGCCCAAUGAGGAAUGGGUUCAUGUGUACAGCCAUGAUCUGACCCCCUCCUUAAACAGAAUCUGGGAUAAAUACAUGGAAUGUACAUUGCUAAUUUCCACAGUCAUACUCCUGGGGGCAUGCUGGGGGCAAAAAAUUAAAAAUUCUGCAC